Molecule: messenger RNA, 861 nt
Organism: Rotaria sp. Silwood2
Lineage: Eukaryota; Metazoa; Rotifera; Eurotatoria; Philodinida; Philodinidae
Source: the annotation of a GenBank genome assembly
AUGAGCACAUCAUCCGAAAAUCUUGAUCUUUUUACACCUGUAUUUAAACAUUUUCGUCGUCUUCCUGAUAAAGAUUGUUUUGCUCAAGCAUAUUCAAUAAUAACUCAUCCAACACUUUUUCAACAGUAUCCAUUAAACAUUUCAAUUGAUAUAGAUUCAUCAUUAGGUUUACAACCCAUAUCAACAUGGUCUAUUUAUUCAUGUAAAUUUUCUGAUGGUCUCUAUUUUCUUUCAAAUCCAUUUACAAUAGAUGGACAACGUCAAUGGAUUAAUCGAUGUUUAAAUAAUUAUUCUCGACAAACUAGAACAAGUAUUGGUGAUAAUAGUGAUAAUCAAAAUUUAUCUCGUAUACGUUGGGCUACACUUGGUUAUCAUUAUGAUUGGACAAAUAAAAUUUAUCAACAAGAUGAUCAUACAAAAAUACCAGAUGAACUUUCAAAAUUAUGUCAAACUAUUGUACAAGUUAUUUCUUCGAAUACAGAUUGUCCAAUGAUGCAUGCUGAAGCUGUUAUUAUUAAUUAUUAUCAUUUAAAUUCAACUUUAUGUGCACAUACAGAUCAUUCAGAAAAUGAUGCAUUAACAAAACCUCUUGUAUCAUUUUCAUUUGGUAAUUCAGCUAUAUUUCUUAUUGGUGGUCAAACAAAAAGUGAUUGUCAACCAUCACCUAUAAUUCUUCGUUCUGGUGAUAUUCUUAUUAUGACAGGAACAAGUCGUCUCUGUUUUCAUGCAAUUCCUCGCAUACUUUCUGAUCCAUUCGUAAACGAUAUUUUAUAUAAGAAUAUUGAUGAUGAUGAUAAAGUUUGUUGGACUUAUAUACAUGACAAGCGCAUCAAUAUCAAUUUACGACAAGUCUAUAGUUAA